UAUGCUGCACCAUUCGUCAGUUGUGUACGAGAAACGGAAGCGAACGGAUCGUCGGACCGGACAGAGUAGAAGAGAGUUUUUCGUGUGGACGAUUUUCCUGAUCGAUUCGAGUGUGUGUCUGUGUAGCUGUGACGGAAAAACGGAUUCCGCUAAACAGUUCUAACACCAAAUCUGUUUCACUGUGAACUAAAAACUGUGUAAAGCUUGAUAAGCUGUGUGCAAAGCGAAGCAAAUGACAAGUUAUUCGCUAAAGUGGCGUGAAUAACCGAAGCAACCCCCCAGAGAGUGCAAUUAUCUGUGUGCCAAAAUCCCACCACUAGUCCUAGUGUUGUGCCGUGUGUGUGUGAAACCUGCAAACAAUGCCUCGGCCAUCACGCGAUUCGUACGGCGAUCAGAAGCCACCGUACUCAUACAUCUCCCUCACAGCGAUGGCCAUCUGGUCGUCGCCGGAGAAGAUGCUCUCGCUGAACGACAUCUACCAGUUCAUCACGGACCGAUUCCCAUACUAUCGCACCAACACCCAGCGCUGGCAGAACUCGCUCCGGCACAACCUAAGCUUCAACGAUUGCUUCAUCAAGGUACCGCGAAGACCGGACAGGCCGGGCAAGGGCGCCUACUGGACGCUACACCCGAAAGCCUUCGACAUGUUCCAGAACGGAAGCUUGCUCCGUCGGCGAAAGCGCUUCAAGCUGCACCAGAACGACAAGGAGUGCCUGAACGAGGAGUUUAUCGCGCUGGCCAACAUGAACCGAUUCUUCAUGGCACAGAACGGUGCACCGACGUACCACCAUCACCAUCAUGAUCCGGCCGCCUAUUAUCCACCACUAUCGGAACCGAGCGUGGUGUAUGCGCCUAUCUCACCGCCGCUUUCGCCACCGGAGGACAUCGGUGGAGUGCUUGGUGGGUCCCAGGUUGGAGGUGGAAGUGUUGCCGGAUCCGAGUCACCUGUCAGUGUUGCUUCCCUGCCAACCACAGCACCAGCGACAGCGGCGACGACGACAACGACGGCCACGAGUAAUCCUAAACCAAAGCGAUCCUUCACGAUCGAAAGCCUGAUCGAGCCGGACAGUUCGUCCGAUUCGGAGGAAAGCACAGCACCACCGUACCAGCAGUUCCAGCAGCAGCAACAGCUAGAACACCUGCGCCAUCUAAGUCAGCAGCAGCUGAUGAGCAAUCUGACCGCGUUCAACGAGUAUGCGGCAGCCGUGCAACAUCACCAGCAGCAGCACCAGCAGCAACAGCACCAAGCAGCCGUAGCCGCAGCAGCCGCAGCGGCGUAUGCAGGAAGUGUCCCACUGCAUCCGCUACUCCUACCGCUAGGGAAGAUGCAAUCACCCGCCACCUACUUCCUACACUCCGGUGCGCCCUACCACCAUCAUCACCACCAUCCUCACCAUCUGCAUCAUCUCUAUCCUGGCCAUCUACCGACGUCCUCGGCAGUCGCGGCAGCCGCUGCAGCUGCCGCAGCAGCAGCAGUCGCGGCUACCGGACCAACGCACCUUCAUCAUCCGCACCACGAGCUAGUGGCCCAUCAAGGUUUGCGCCCGGAACCACCGACGCUAGCGAUCGCGUAAGGAAGCUCCCCUACGUGCGUUACACGGCGUCCAGCACAGCUUUAAACAAACAGCAACCUCGAGCUACUACGACUACGGCAAUACGGCAAUAAUAGCAAGAAAUGGUGCUCCAGAGAUAUCGUCGUUCCUCGCGAGGGUUGGAAUGGGUUUUAUUAUUUUGGACUGAAUUGUGAUGUUUUUUUUUGUGUGUCGUAACUAUUAGACUAUUAGAUUUUAUUUUUUUGACUCGAUUUUAAGUGCUUAGAUUAUUACGAGAUGAGAUAGAAAGAGAGAGAGAGAGAGAAAGAGAGAGCGAUGAAGUAUUCUUUUUUGCGUUGUAAUAGUCUAACCAGCCUAAUGUGACGUUAAUAAAAAUUGGUUUAUUUUAUGCCUCGCAAACUGAAGAGGUAAGAGAAUAACGAAAAAUGCAAGCGAAAACCCCGUCGGCAGUUUUAUUUUCGGUCCGUGUUCUGUGUUGAGAGAAAUGGUAUCAUGGGAACUAGUUGGCAAUUUUAGCUGCAAAAUAUAGUUCUGAUUAUAAUUGA
Anopheles stephensi (Asian malaria mosquito) is the source of this 2098-nucleotide messenger RNA. RefSeq names its product fork head domain-containing protein FD4-like. The record is from RefSeq and is a predicted model, not a curated record. Bases 360 to 1574 code for a protein of 404 amino acids. Gene Ontology annotation, molecular function: DNA-binding transcription factor activity, RNA polymerase II-specific; RNA polymerase II cis-regulatory region sequence-specific DNA binding. NCBI's taxonomy places the organism in Eukaryota, Metazoa, Arthropoda, Insecta, Diptera, Culicidae. The transcript has a single exon. Gene Ontology annotation, biological process: anatomical structure morphogenesis; regulation of transcription by RNA polymerase II; cell differentiation.